This is a messenger RNA of Blepharisma stoltei, 204 nucleotides long. Lineage: Eukaryota; Ciliophora; Heterotrichea; Heterotrichida; Blepharismidae. The record is from the annotation of a GenBank genome assembly.
AUGGGAAAUCUAUUGUCAAGAGGUGAGGGAUGAAAAAGGGAUCCGUGACAAUUGAGAAGCUUGGGGUAUGAGAUAGUGAAAUUUAAUAAAGAAAUGCAGGCUGAUGAGUUUAGAGGGGUUGCAUAUAGAAGUCCAAGUGUAAGUUAUGAGAUGCAAGAUAGAUGGAAUGAAAUGAUUUAUAAAUAUAGGUUUUUGCAAGAAUAA